UACUGCUACAAAUGACGUUGUGCAGAUGCAAUUUAUUCCUGACAACAGUUCUACAAUUGAGAGCAAUAUAGUGCCAAUAGGAUCUCCAAGUCUAUCAAUGUUCCCUAGAACGAGUGACAGCAACCUGGUACAGAUACAGUUUCGAAGCAGUUUACCAUCCCCUGAAACAAACAAAAUACAGAUAACAGAGGAUAGAGGUACCAGAAGGAUAAAUCCUAAAAGAUGCAAGAAAAAACUAAAUUUCGAUAAAUGUUAUCUUGAUUAUGUGGACGAUGUGGAUACGUUAUUGAUUAAUGAAGCAUUUGUAUCAGAUGACUCAACAGAUUGGAGUGAAGAGGAAGAGUCAUCUGACGAGAUGGAAGAUGGAGAUCAACACACUAAAACUGCAAAAAGAAAUAAGAACAAGCAAGGCAAACAUAAAGACAAAAAUAAAACAAAAGCGUUGAUUAAAAAAGAAAAUGAAGAAGAAAAGGAAAAAGGGAAGUGCAAUUGAGCAGCCUCAAUAGUGCAAUGCCGAAAUCAAAUUUAUAUUUGACUAAGUUACCAAUAUCCCAACAAAAAUAUAACGACUUAAAAAAAUUAGUAGAGAAAAAAGUGAUUCCAAAUAUUUACGCCAAAGAAUAUUUAGGUUUUAAGUACAGCUGUAAAACAAAUGACUGUUUACCUGAAACCGAUGAAGAUGACUGAAAAAAAAAUGUGAAUGAUUCGCGAUAGCAUAAUUUUAAUAUCAAUGGUUUAUUUACUUUUCCUUAAAUAUGCUUUUGAUUGAACACAAUAUCUUCAUGUUAAGUUUCAAUUAUAAUUGUAUUUUGUUAUAUCUUUCGUUCUAUAAAAUGAGGCAAAUUGGCACUAAGUUUCUGUUUUUUAGUUUUAAAUAAACAUUGUUUGAUUGGA
Messenger RNA from Melitaea cinxia (Glanville fritillary), 894 nucleotides. RefSeq lists its product as uncharacterized. The coding region runs from base 26 to 493 and encodes 155 amino acids. The transcript is spliced from 2 exons. The record is from RefSeq and is a predicted model, not a curated record. Lineage: Eukaryota; Metazoa; Arthropoda; Insecta; Lepidoptera; Nymphalidae.